AUGCUGCGGUUCCUACGCCGGACCUUUGGCCGCCGCUCGAUGCAGCUCUACGCGCGGGGAGCUGCAGGGCGCGGAGCCGCCGGGCUGGGGGACGAGCGCGACGGGGGGCCGCGGGGGGGGCCGGCCGCCGCCGCCGCCUCCUCGCCGCUGCCCGCCGCGCCCGGGGGCAGCGUGUUCCCGGCCGGCGGAGGGCCCCUGCUCACGGGCGGCGCGGCCGUGCACAUCUCCGCCGCCGGCGCCGCCAAGGCCACCCUCUACUGCCGCGUCUUUCUGCUGGACGGGACCGAAGUGAGCGUGGACCUGCCGAAACAUGCCAAAGGCCAGGAUUUGUUUGAUCAGAUCGUGUACCACUUGGACCUCGUGGAAACAGAUUACUUUGGCCUCCAGUUCCUUGACUCCGCCCAGGUCGCGCACUGGCUGGAUCAUUCCAAACCCAUAAAAAAGCAGAUGAAAAUUGGACCUGCUUAUGCUUUGCACUUUCGAGUUAAAUAUUAUUCUUCAGAACCGAACAACCUUCGUGAAGAGUUUACAAGGUACCUGUUUGUUUUACAACUCAGGCAUGACAUUCUUUCAGGAAAAUUGAAAUGCCCAUAUGAAACAGCUGUGGAAUUAGCUGCUCUGUGUCUACAAGCGGAGCUUGGGGAGUGUGAGCUUCCAGAACACACACCAGAGCUUGUGUCUGAGUUUCGGUUCAUUCCAAAUCAGACAGAAGCGAUGGAAUUUGAUAUCUUCCAGAGAUGGAAAGAGUGCAGGGGAAAGAGCCCUGCCCAGGCGGAACUCUCCUAUCUGAAUAAAGCGAAGUGGCUGGAAAUGUAUGGGGUAGACAUGCACGUUGUCAGGGGAAGAGAUGGCUGUGAAUAUUCUCUUGGACUGACCCCGACAGGCAUAUUAAUCUUUGAAGGAGCUAACAAAAUAGGCUUAUUCUUUUGGCCUAAAAUUACCAAAAUGGAUUUCAAAAAGAGCAAACUGACGCUGGUAGUGGUGGAGGACGAUGAUCAGGGCCGGGAACAGGAACACACGUUUGUCUUCCGCUUGGACAGUGCCAGGACCUGCAAGCACCUGUGGAAGUGCGCAGUCGAGCAUCACGCGUUCUUCCGGCUGCGGACGCCAGGAAAUAGCAAAUCGAAUAGAUCAGACUUUAUCAGGCUGGGGUCUCGCUUCAGAUUCAGUGGGCGGACGGAAUAUCAAGCUACACAUGGGGCCCGGUUACGAAGAACCAGCACCUUUGAGAGGAAGCCUAGCAAACGCUAUCCAUCCCGGAGACAUGCGACGUUCAAAGCAAGCAACCCGGUGAUAGCCGCUCAGCUCUGCUCUAAAACAAAUCCUGAAGUCCAUAAUUACCAGCCUCAGUAUCAUCCCAAUAUCCACCCCAGCCAGCCCCGGUGGCACCCUCACUCUCCAAACGUAAGCUACCCGCUCCCUUCCCCAGGGCUCAGCAGCUCAGACCGGCUGCCUUUCGGCAUCGAGGAGAACGGGGGCACGCCGUUCACUACCAAAGCUUCGGGAAGGCACCACCACCAUCACCACCACCAGCACCAGCACCACCCGAACUAUGGCCUCUCGCUGACCCUGGAGAACAAGGAGGGGCCUUUGAGGUCCCCAAACUCCAGCACUAAAUCCCUUACAAAACUGACUCCAGGAGCACCGGCCCUGUUCAGCGAGGCAGCCACCCACCUAAAGAAGCUGGAACUGGAAACUGUGAAGGCUGCCGGGCCCUGGCCUGCUCUGCAUAUCAACAUAAAUAAGGCUGAAGAAAAAAAAGUUUCUGAGAAGACUCUUCAGACCCCACUCUUGCCUUCCCCCGUGGCUGAUCAUGUGAAGUGUAACAUUUUGAAAGCCCAGCUGGAGAAUGCUUCCCGAGUGAGUGCCCAGGUUGCAAAAGAGGAAUCAACGUUUGUAAAUAUCAAUAAGAAAUCCAGUCUUCAGGACGCUAAUGUAAGAAGUCCUAUUCCUAUUCGUGUGGAAACGACCCAACCAACAGUGGAAAAGCCGGAAAUCAAGCCUCCCCGAGUGAGGAAGUUAACAAGACAAUACAGCUUUGAUGAAGACGACCUCCCUCCAGAACUGGCCGAGGCAGUGGGCGUGACCGUGACCACCACACCGGCCACCGCCGCCACCACGGCUGCCACCACGCAAGUCCCAGCACCACUGGCAUCCCCUAAGGUCCACAAACUCAGCUCGCCUCAGAAUUCAGAAGGCAAGAGCCAGCUGUCCCCAGGGGCCAAGAGUCCCUCUGACCACGGAGGUGCCUUUACCUUGGAGCCAGGCGAUCUCCUGAUGGAUUUCACAGAAGCCACUCCUCUGGCAGAGCCCGCCAGCGCCCCCCACUGUGCCCACUCUCGCUGCUCUCCUCCACUCUCUCUCCCCAUGAAGGAAGAGACCACUGGAGUUUGCAUGCACCCUCCAAUCAAAACGAGGCUGAUAAAAACAUUCCCGGUUGAUACAGUGACUCCGUUUCCUGAUCCUUUCAUUACAGGGCCACAGUUUACCGCAGACUUUAGAGACAGUAAGUCACAGUGCUGCCCUGGCCAGUCUUCGCCGCUGAUUCCCACAGUGACCCUGAGGCCUUUGACAGAGACCAUCUCCACCGUGCAGACCAUCUACAGCACCCGGAAGCCUGUCUCUCUGGCAGCCAGUGCAGAGACGCUCCGGCAGGAACUGGAGAGAGAGAAAAUGAUGAAAAGACUGUUGAUGACCGAACUGUGAAUUCUCCCCUUGUUGCCUGGAGGAUGGCAUGGUGCCUUCUGUCAUUUUCCUUCUUUGGGCUUUGUGGGCUCACUCUAGCACAACGUGCAAAUGUGUGCUCUGUUCGCCCAGGUCUCCAUGGUGGUGGAAGCCAACAUCUGGCUUGACUUUUAUUGGAAAAGUUAUUUUAUGUCUCCUGAGUAUUAGAGUUUUUCUACUACUCAAUGUCGUUGAGACAGGAUUGGUAAGGCUUGGCGAAGAGAAACGGAAUAAUGUGGAUUCAUGUUCAGGAGUACCUGUGUGUAUACAUUAAUAACCACAGGGGUGAAUAAGGCGCAGAAUCCUUUGCUAUCAAUCUCAACCAUGUGAUUUUUGUAUGAUUGAAACUCACACCAAGCUUUGACUGUUUGUUAAAGUCAUUUUUAAUGCGAGAAUAAUUCUUUUUGCUGGUUUUUCAUUUACACUAGUAAAUACACAUAUCUUUUAAAGUCUUUAACAUUCAUUUUUAUUCAGACACGAGUAGAUGAGCUGAAAAGGAAAGUUGUUAUCACCAGGACUUAAGGUACUUCAGCUUAAUCCGAAACAUAAUCUCACUUGUGACUUUGUUAUAUAUGACAUUAUUUGGGAUACAUGCAAUUCAUUAUUGAACCCAAAGUAGGAAAUUGGAGCUUAUAUUCUAAAAACCCUUGCAAGGUUAAGAUGAUUCCGUGUCAGGAUUCGUUUGGGUGUCCCACAAAGGAAAAUUAUUUCUAAAGUUGAUCAAUGUCUAUCCUGUUGAUAGAAACCUGAUCAGAAGAAACUCUGUUCUCUUUUUAUAAGUUUCAUGAAAUGUGUUUUUAAAUUUUUAUUAUGCACUUAAACAACUUUGCAGGAAUAAAGGAACCCCCCUAACCACACACUAACCCUCCAAAUUAUUUCCCAAGCUUUCUCAAUGAAUAUGCACACCAUUUUACAUAGGUACGUUUGGUGUGUACAUACUCUUUGGUUGUACUUUUCCACCUAACACAUAGCUUCUCUUUUCAACACAGAUCCUGCUCUUGCCCAUUUAAAUGUCUUUAUAUCCACGUAACAUGCUUAACCUCACUCCUCCCCAUUAUUAGAUAUUUGAGAUAUAUAUCCAAUUUUUCACUCUUAUAAAUAGUGCUGCUAUGAAUGUCUUUGUAAAAAAAAAAAAAAUCCUUCAUUUGGAUUCUUCCCUUGGGAAUGUCUCCAAAGAGGGGAUUACAAGGUCAAAGAGCAUGAAGUAUUGUAUAGCUCUUGCUUUAUAUUGCCAGAUUGCUUUCUAGAAAGAUCCCAUCUCUGGGUUGCCAGGACCUUAAAGGUCACCUAGUUCAACCUGCCCCCCCCCCAUCUCCUCUGAAUGCUUGAAUUCCUUCUACAAUUUAUGAUGCCACCAGCAAUGUAUAAGCAUUUCUAUUUACCAAGAGUUCUGCCAGUGUUGGGUUUUGCCACUUUUAUUUAUUUUUGCUAGUUUAAUAGGUGUGUAUUGUUGUUCUUGAAAUGUUGUUUUAUUUCAUUAAUUGCUAGCAAGGCUGAGCCCUUUUCCAUGUGAUGAUUUACUAGCUAUAUUUCCUCAUGUGUAAAAUGUCCAUUUCUUAAGACCACUUGUUAAGUGAAAUUGAUCUCAUAUAUUUGUAUCAGAACUGUAUUUUUAUGUUGUAUUGUAUAAUUUGCUCUCCUGUCCCUGUACUUCAAACUGAAUGGUGCCAAUAAUUUGAUACUAAUGAUUAUUUAAAAAGAGCAAUGCCUCAUUUACUAGCAUUGUUGUAAAACGAGGUAUGCAAGCAAAUAUUCAGAUAACAGAGGAUUAACCCUGGAAGUGCUGAAUCUUUAAAACAUUAAUAUUUUUUGAGGGAAAUCUUUCUAAAAUGUACUACACACUUCCCUGCCUUAGUAAACAGAGAAUACUGGAGAGUAUUUAAGCUUUUCUCGAUGAGUCAUGGUCAUCACUGUAAACAUCGGCCCCUUUUGUACCUUGAUGUGGUGCAGUGCUGUCAUCAGAAGUUAACAGAAUGUGUGGGGCUUGGCUUUGCCUUUCACAGACUAUUGUGCUCUUCUCAUUGAUGGCUUUUACUGCUGUCUGCUCCACCAGUGAAGCCACCUGGGGCAAUUGGGGUACUUGGGACCUUUGAACACCCAUACUACAUGACCCCUGGCUGUACUUUUAAAACAGCUUUUUCAGUCUUGUGCACACAAUGAUGCAAAAUGUGGUCCUGUACAAUAUGGGGGAGCCACCUGUGUCUGGGCUUGUCACCUCUUGCCAACCCAGCGCCCUCCCUCCCCUCUCCUAACCUGCUUCCUGAGUCUUCUGCUCUUCACCUCCUGCUCUCUAAUGUAAACUUCUUGGGCAAAAUAGAAGUUUUCCUGCAGAAGCCAGGAACCCCAGGGUUACAGGGCGUCAGGUUGGCUUUGCUUCUGAGGAGGGAUGCAUGGGCUUUUUGGCCGCUGUGUUUAGGAGGCUCCCGGCCUCCUGCUUCUUCCCCACAUUCCCCGAGGUCCACAGAUGUUUCAGAAGGUUAAUGUCACUGGAAGUCUGAUCACAAACUAGUUGGCUAAUACUGUAUAUGAAAACCCAGUACCUUUGGCAGCUCAACUCUAACCAGUAAAAUCAAGAGGAUUCCAUUGUUUUGGCAGUUGUCCUGGUUAUUUGCCUACGUUAAUGUAUAAUGGGUGCUCGGCAUCUUGAGCUGAGCAGAUGACGGUGGGUCGGGUGGAUUCACUGGGGUAAA
This is a messenger RNA of Pteronotus mesoamericanus, 5414 nucleotides long. RefSeq names its product erythrocyte membrane protein band 4.1 like 4B (gene EPB41L4B). Gene Ontology annotation, molecular function: cytoskeletal protein binding. The coding region runs from base 1 to 2706 and encodes 901 amino acids. The transcript has 26 exons. Lineage: Eukaryota; Metazoa; Chordata; Mammalia; Chiroptera; Mormoopidae. The record is from RefSeq and is a predicted model, not a curated record. Gene Ontology annotation, cellular component: cytoskeleton.